Notothenia coriiceps (black rockcod) is the source of this 3720-nucleotide messenger RNA. RefSeq names its product G-protein coupled receptor 64. The transcript has 14 exons. Bases 136 to 2301 code for a protein of 721 amino acids. Lineage: Eukaryota; Metazoa; Chordata; Actinopteri; Perciformes; Nototheniidae. The record is from RefSeq and is a predicted model, not a curated record. Gene Ontology annotation, cellular component: plasma membrane. Gene Ontology annotation, molecular function: G protein-coupled receptor activity. Gene Ontology annotation, biological process: adenylate cyclase-activating G protein-coupled receptor signaling pathway; cell surface receptor signaling pathway.
CACUGAAUUCUCUCAGCAACAUGUGGUACCAAUUGAACAUACCUCCUGCUUACUUUUGCCCAACAAUAGUAGAGUCUAACCUCCUGACUUGUCAUGGCAGGAAAAAUAUAAUUGUGGAGCUUAACGAGUCGUGUGAUGCUACACCAUGUGCUACCACCCAGCCCGGAUGUGACAACCGCACAACCAAACACCUCCACCUCAUCUGUGAAUGUAACUUCAUCCACCUCACCUGUGAAUGUAACUUCAUCCACCUCACUUGUGAAUGUAACUUCAUCCACCUCAUCUGCAAAUGUAACUUCAUCCACGCUGACAGCAACAUCUCCAGCUCUGAAUGCAACCCUCACUACUGUCCCCGAGUCAGCUGAAAGCCAAGCCAAUGCACUGCUUGAGUUGACCAAAGAUAUGUCCAAGGUGAACUCCAGCCAGGUGCGUCAGCUGGUGUCAAAGCUGGAGAGACUUUUGUCGGGCCCAACGGUCAGCUUUGCUCUCGGAAACAUCUCCGUCCACAUUGUCAGCAAUCUGCUCGGUGCCACUCCUGAGGUGCUGUCCGACUCCUCCAACAGUAUUAUAGGGGUUGUUGAUACCGUGGGGUUGAAGCUGGUCCUUGAUGGAAAGGUUGAGAACCUCCUUUCCUCCGCUGUGGCUCUGUCUGUGAAACCAGCAGAUGGCAGCAACUUCCAGGAAACAGUUUUCUCCAUCUCAGACCCUAAGACUGUACAGGUCCGUGGGGGUCCCAGCAGGCCCAGCAGGAAGGUGAGAGCAGACACCCCCCUCCCGCAGGGCUCAAUCAAGCUGCCCCCCUCCCUCACUGAGGACCUGACCAGCCAGGAGCAGCAGCUGGUCUCAAGAGUCCAGUUCAAUUUCUACCAGAAGGACACAGUUUACCAGGACAGCUCCUUGAGAGGCAAACGCAAACUCAACAGUGGGAUCCUGGGAGCGAGUGCGGCCAACCUGACGAUAAAGGAGCUCCAAGAUGAUGUUGUAAUUCAGCUGAAGAACACAGAGCCUGUUCCAGCUAAUUUUGUGGCUAUCUGCGUUUUCUGGGACUUCAAAUUCAAUAACGACUCAGGGGGCUGGAAUCCUAGAGGCUGCUCUGUCCGAAAAAGCACAGACAACGAGACGGUUUGUGGCUGCAACCAUUUGACAAGUUUUGCUAUCCUGCUGGACCUCGCCAGACAGCCUCUAACCAGCCGUACGCAGGCCACCAUCCUAACGUUUAUCACAUAUAUUGGCUGUGGAGUGUCGGCCAUCUUCCUCUCUAUCACCCUCCUCACCUACUUGGCCUUUGGGAAGUUGCGUAAGGACAUUCCCUCUAAGAUCCUGAUCCAGCUGUGCCUGGCUCUGCUUCUGCUCAACUUGGUCUUCCUGGUGGACGCCUGGCUGGCUCUCUACCCGGAGGCUGUGGGCCUCUGCAUCUCCACCGCCUGGUUCCUGCACUACUUCCUGCUGGUGACCUUCACCUGGAUGGGACUAGAGGCCGUCCAAAUGUACCUGGCCCUGGUGAAAGUCUUCAAUAGCUACAUUUCCCACUACAUGGUGAAGUUCUCGCUCGUCGGCUGGGGCGUCCCGAUGAUUGUGGUCAUUAUUGUCAUCGCAGUUGACAAGGAUAACUACGGCCUUGUCUCCUAUGGAAGGUUUUCCGAUGGCACUAGUGAUGGAUUCUGCUGGCUGAAAAAUGACAUUGCUUUCUACGUGUCAGUGGUGGCCUAUUUCUGCCUCAUAUUUGUGUUCAACUUCGUCAUGUUCGUGGUGGUGCUGGUCCAGCUGUGUCGGAUAAAGAGGCAGAACCCUCACAAUUUGCAUCACCGCAGCAUACUGCAGGACAUGCGCAGCGUGUCGGGGAUCACCAUCCUCCUGGGACUUACAUGGGGCUUCGCUUUUUUUGCCUGGGGGCCCCUUAACCUGCCAUUCAUGUACCUGUUUGCCAUCUUUAACUCCUUCCAAGGUUUCUUUAUAUUUAUCUUCUAUUGUGCGGGGAAGGAGAAUGUGAGGAAGCAGUGGAGGACCUUCCUGUGCUGCGGCAGAAUGAGGCUGGCAGAGAACUCAGAAUGGAGCCGCACUGCAACACAGAAGACCGCAACAAAGUCAUCAGUGAAUAGAGUCACAUCUCUUAAUUCCUCAAACUCGUCCCAGUUCAACAACUCAUCCAGCUCUUCCUGUUUCCUGGUCAGCGACUCCUCAGAGCUCACUAAUGGCAUCAGUAGCCAAUUUGAAGACCAUGUGAUCACAGCAGAAGACUACAGUACGGAUGUCGUCCUCAACGAGAUCAACAUGCAGUAUAGAAACCAACAAACGCCCUGAUCCAGAAAGGACUUGACUGUUUUUCAUGGGUUUCUUAGGGCAAUGUUUACCUUUUAUUGAUUCAGAUGGAUUGGAGAGGGGGGGGGAGACAUGCAGCAAAGGUCCGCAGGUCGGAGUCGAACCCCUGCAGGGAGCGCUCAGCUUAAUCUCUACCGGGUUUGCUUUGGGCAGCCCAGAACUGAAUAUUCAAAGGCUCUUAUUUUGAAAUACUUGUAUAUAAUGUUAAUAAAGACUAAUUUAUAUACUGUCCAUCUUCCUGUCACUUGUAUUAUAUGAUUUGUAAUGAGCAAUGGAAAUCCUACAUUAUAGCACUUGAUUUUAACACGCUAUCCUAUAUUUAAAUUUGUAUCUGGAAGGAACCUGGAUAACCUUUAUUCCUUUGUAUAGGGAUGUUAUUGAGAUACGUAGCUGAAUAAAAAUGGUACAUUACACACAGAUGUUGACUCAUUGUAAACUAUUCAAUAUUAGCACAGGCCAACAAGCUGGUAUCAUUUUCAAUGUGAAUUACUUGCCUUUUGAUUGUUGAAAAAAAUGAAGCAUGUUCACACUUAUUGUGUCAGCAUGCUAAUAUUACAGUAAGCAUUGAUCUCAGCAGAGGUUCAGUAGUUUCGGCAAUAUCAGAUGGAAACCUUCAUACAUCUAGCUGGAGCCAGUACGUUUUUCUCCGGGCCAUUUUUACUUGAAUAAGACAAUUAUAGCCAAUACAUAUUCCAUUAUAUAUAGUUGCAGAACAUACUGGUUUUCAAUACAGUGCCAACCUUUAUCAAUAGCUCACACUGAAACGUAAUUAUUCUUAUUAUUUUACUACCCAUUGUUUGUAUUGGCAUGUUUUCAAUUACAUUUAUUUUGGAGAAAAUAACAACAAAUCACACAUUUCCCCCUAAAACACAUUUAAUUGUAGAGGUCACAGAAAAGAACUCGAGUGGAACAGCAUUUGGUGAAAUUAUAUUGAAUAAAUAAAUGUAACCGAGUCGAACAGGGUUGAUCACGUGUAAACGUGCUGUGUACUGUAUAUGCAAGCUACAUUCACUGUCCUUUACAUGCACCUAAUACAGUAUUAAAAAAAAAUGUAAUAUAUAUUGUAGGAACCCAAAAGGUGCUAACAGAACAUGACAUAAAAACAGCACAAGCACAAAGGUGGCAUUAAAGUGGUGGAAUAGUUUCCCUUUUAAAACACAUUUGGACUUAAACACGUCAGUCUCACUGGGCAUGAUCACAUUGCUUUGAUACAAUCUGAAAUAAUCAAAUCACAUUUAAGAGGCAGUAACAAAAAAAACACAGCGCUUAAAAGCAUCUCAGUUUAGCUCUGCUGAGCCUAAACAUCACGACAUGAGCCUAUAACUCAAGUGCAGAGACGUCUGAAAACAAGAGGACACGCGCCUGUCGUACGAUGAGUUGUGUGUAUCAAAUCAAUGUUUA